Sabethes cyaneus is the source of this 1878-nucleotide messenger RNA. It is a transcript of the gene CCT6, whose product is annotated as T-complex protein 1 subunit zeta. Bases 85 to 1680 code for a protein of 531 amino acids. Lineage: Eukaryota; Metazoa; Arthropoda; Insecta; Diptera; Culicidae. The transcript has 2 exons. The record is from RefSeq and is a predicted model, not a curated record. Gene Ontology annotation, biological process: protein folding. Gene Ontology annotation, molecular function: ATP hydrolysis activity; ATP-dependent protein folding chaperone; ATP binding. Gene Ontology annotation, cellular component: chaperonin-containing T-complex.
AUCGUCCCGUUUCUUUGCUUUUUACUGGUGUAUCGUGUUUGAAGCAGCAUUGAAAUACUCGUUGUUGGCUGAAUAUCUGUGAAAAUGGCUUCAAUCAGUCUGUUAAACCCGAAAGCGGAAUUUGCCCGUGCCGCACAGGCACUGGCCGUUAACAUCGGCGCAGCCAAAGGCAUCCAGGAUGUGAUGCGAACAAAUCUCGGUCCAAAGGGAACGAUGAAAAUGUUGGUCUCCGGUGCCGGUGACAUCAAGAUCACGAAGGAUGGAAACGUGCUGCUGCAUGAAAUGCAGAUUCAGCACCCGACGGCAUCGCUGAUUGCACGGGCCAGUACUGCGCAGGAUGAUAUGACCGGCGAUGGAACUACGUCGACGGUAUUGAUUAUCGGAGAGUUACUCAAACAGGCGGAUAUGUACAUCGCUGACGGGCUGCAUCCACGAAUCUUAGCCGAGGGAUUCGAUCAAGCACGAGCACAGGCUCUGCAAAUUUUAGACGAGAUGGCCUGUCCGAUUGAGGUGAACAGGGAAAGCUUGCUCAACAUUGCUCGCACCUCACUGAGGACCAAGGUUCACCCACAGCUGGCUGAUCUGUUGACGGAAGUCUGUGUUGAUGCUAUCUUGGCUAUUCGAACGGAGGGAAAGCCAGUGGAUUUACAUAUGGUCGAGUUGAUGGAGAUGCAGCAUAAAUCGGCCACCGAUACGCAGCUGGUUAAGGGAAUCGUAAUGGAUCAUGGCUCCCGUCAUCCGGAUAUGCCAAAACGCUUAGAAAAUGCCUACAUUCUGACAUGCAAUGUCUCAAUGGAAUAUGAAAAGAGUGAGGUCAACUCAGGGUUUUUCUACAAGACGGCUGAAGAGCGUGAGAAGUUUGUCCUUGCGGAGCGGGAGUUUAUUGAAGAACGUGUCAAGAAGGUCAUCGAGCUUAAGCGCAAGGUUUGCCAAGGAACUGAUAAGAGCUUUGUUGUAAUUAAUCAGAAAGGUAUCGAUCCGAUGUCGUUGGAUAUGUUAGCCAAGGAAGGGAUUAUGGCUUUGCGACGAGCUAAGCGUCGCAACAUGGAACGGUUGGCGUUGGCCUGCGGUGGCGUGGCCCUUAACUCCUUCGACAACAUGGAUGAGACCAACCUUGGAUAUGCUGGAGUGGUCUAUGAACACGUUCUUGGAGAGAAUAAGUAUACUUUUGUGGAGGACUGCAAGAAUCCGCAAUCGGUGACGAUUCUUAUGAAGGGACCCAACAAAUACACGUUGACACAAAUCAAGGACGCUGUUCGUGAUGGACUUCGCUCCAUUCACAACGCAGUGGAAGAUCGUAAGCUGGUGCCGGGAGCUGGAGCUUUGGAAGUUCGAGUUCAUAAUAAACUGAAGGAACACGCGAAAGAUGUGAAAGGAAAAACUCGUCUAGCCAUCCAGGCGUACGCUGAUGCUCUGCUCGUCAUUCCGAAGGUUCUGGCCGUAAACAGCGGCUACGACGCGCAGGAUACCAUUGUUCGGCUGCAGGAGGAAAGUCGCCUGGACGGAGAUCCUAUUGGGCUAGAUCUGUCUACCGGAGAGCCGAUGAAACCGGUAGAUAUGGGCGUGUUCGAUAACUACAUCGUCAAGAAGCAAAUCCUCAAUUCGUGCACCGUCAUAGCCAGCAAUCUACUGCUGGUGGAUGAGAUUAUGCGUGCCGGAAUGAGCAGCCUCAAGGGAUAAUUUAAGCUGGCAUAGAAGUUUCUCUCAUAAUUUUUACAUUGCGUCAACGUAUUAAGCACGAUUUUGUUCAUCUAACCAGUUUCGCAGCGUUCGGCACGCUUGUUCUAUAAUUGUAACCUUACUAAAAAUGCAACCAGCAGAGUGCGUGGUUUCAGUUCAUUUAAACAUAAAUAAAGCCUGCACGCGUAAUUUCUAGCU